Messenger RNA from Manihot esculenta (cassava), 1822 nucleotides. Its product is annotated as meiotic recombination protein SPO11-2. Gene Ontology annotation, biological process: reciprocal meiotic recombination; meiotic DNA double-strand break processing; meiotic DNA double-strand break formation. Gene Ontology annotation, cellular component: nuclear chromosome. Bases 120 to 1268 code for a protein of 382 amino acids. Lineage: Eukaryota; Viridiplantae; Streptophyta; Magnoliopsida; Malpighiales; Euphorbiaceae. The transcript is spliced from 11 exons. The record is from RefSeq and is a predicted model, not a curated record. Gene Ontology annotation, molecular function: DNA binding; ATP binding; DNA topoisomerase type II (double strand cut, ATP-hydrolyzing) activity.
UCUGAACUCCAAAGUCGAAGCCGAAUUCAAAUACUCUCUUCUCGCGCGCGCAAGUAGCGCAUAUUAGAGACUCUCCAAUACUGUUAAUUUCUCUCUAAUUCCAAAGAGCAAAACAAGUAAUGGAAAAUCUGAGCAGAUCAUCGCUGAAGUUCUUCUCCGAUCAACAACUCUGCUACGCCGAUAUCCUCACUCCCUCUGAGGUUCGAGCCAGAAUCGAAGUUGCAGUGCUCAAUUUUCUCAGGAUCUUGACUUCUCCUGAUCCUGCAAUAUCAGAUCUUCCUCUGAUAAAAAGGACUUCGAGUAAUAGCAGAGUAAGUCAUGGAUUGUUGACUGAUCUUUCGUGGGUUUUCCUCUCUCAUUCAUUUUGUACAAGGUCUCUUAUGAGAGCCAAUGCAGCUAAGGCGUUUGUUAGAGUGUGGAAGGUGAUGGAGGUGUGCUUUCAGGUUCUGGUUCAAGAAAAGAGGGUCACACAGAGAGAGCUGUUUUACAAGUUGCUUUGUGUUUCCCCUGACUAUUUCCCAUCUCAGUUGCAGGUUAACAGGACAAUCCAAGAUUUGGUGGCCUUGCUUCGGUGCAGCCGUUAUAGUCUUGCAAUCAUGGCCUCUAGCAGAGGAGUUGUUGCUGGGCGCUUGUUGCUUCAGGAACCAAACCAAGAGGUUGUGGAUUGUGCUGAAUGUGGAUCUUCUGGGUAUGCCAUUUCUGGUGACUUGAAUAUGUUAGACAAACUGCUUAUGACAACGGAUGCACGUUACAUCAUUGUGGUGGAGAAGCACGCAAUAUUCCAGCGGUUGGCUGAGGAUCGUGUUUUCAGUCAGAUUCCUAGCAUUCUCAUUACAGCUAAAGGGUACCCUGAUAUAGCCACAAGGUUUCUUCUUCAUCGAAUGAGCCGCUCUUUCCCUGAAUUGCCAAUUUUGGCAUUGGUUGACUGGAACCCAGCAGGAUUAGCUAUACUAUGCACCUUCAAGUUUGGAAGCAUAGGGAUGGGUCUGGAGGCAUACAGAUAUGCUUGCAAUGUGAAGUGGUUGGGACUGCGAGGGGCUGAUCUAGAGUUAAUACCUGAAGAAUCACUAGUCCAGUUAAAGCCACGGGACCUGCAGAUUGCUAAUAGCUUGAUGGCCUCAGAAAUUUUACCGGAGAGCCACAGGGAAGAAUUGGCAAUAAUGAUUCAAAGUGGAAAAAGAGCAGAAAUUGAGGCUCUAUACUUCCAUGGAUACGAAUAUUUGGGGAAGUACAUUGCGAAGAAAAUUGUGCAAGCCAAUUACAUAUAACAGCACGGCAAACCAAGAAAUAGAAGGUAUAAAGUAGCAGCUACCUAGCAUUGAGAGGUUAAGUCAAAUUCUUCACUGGACAUAUGUGGACAAAAUAUAUGGAACUCUGACAUUAGACUUGGUCUCCCAGUUGACGCUUCAACGUCUGGAAAUGCAUCAAAGGAAAUUAUAACAGAGAAAUUUAUACACUCAAAUAUUUAGGCACCCAAAAGUUAUAUAAGAAGAUAAGUUGACCAGUUGAAGUUUUACUGAUUCUCAAAUGUAGAGUUGCACUACCCCCUUAGAAGGGAAAACAUGCCCGUGCCGCGUCUGAACUCUGACUUAAAACGAUUGGUUCGCGUAAAAUAGAAGUACUUUAAAUGAUAAUUAAUAAAAAUUCUACUAAAGUGAUAUGAUUUAGAUGUUUAACAUCUUGUGGCUGUAGUUUAGUGGUAAGAAUUCCACGUUGUGGCCGUGGAGACCUGGGCUCGAAUCCCAGCAGCCACAUAUUUUUGGUACAAUUGUUUUGUUAUAUUCUCUUCACCCCUCUAAUCCAUGAGGGUGCCACCUACUGA